This is a messenger RNA of Phasianus colchicus (ring-necked pheasant), 1626 nucleotides long. NCBI's taxonomy places the organism in Eukaryota, Metazoa, Chordata, Aves, Galliformes, Phasianidae. The record is from RefSeq and is a predicted model, not a curated record.
GCCGCGCAGCAGGCGGGAGCCGCUCAUGGCCGUCCUCCGUCGCCACCGCGGAGAGCAGCUGGGGGCCGAACCGGGAGGCUGUAGCCGGCGGCUCCGCCCCGCCCCGCCCCUCCCCGUCCCGCGGCGGCGAUGGAGGGCGGUAGCGCGGCAGGAGAACCCGCGCCGGUGGAGGUGGAAGCGGAGGUGGAAGCGGCACGCGGGGCGCUCGCGCUGCUGCGGCUCGGGCCGACGGGUUCCGGCGAGGCUCCGUGCUCGAGGAACGUCCUGCGGAAGCGGAGGCGCUGGGAGCGCGUGUUGGCGGCGCGGCGACGGCGGCGGCCGCAGGAGCGGGAGCGGAACAGAGCGCGGCGCCCCGAGGGUCGAGGUGGGGGCGCGGGGCUGAGCGGGGCUGAGCGGGGCAGGGCUGCCCUCCGCGCUGUGCCCCGCAGGAGCCGCCCGGCAGCGCGGCAGAGCCGCGGCGGAGGAGCGGCUCCUGGAUGCCCGCGCGGCGGGCCCGCGGCUGUGCGUGGAUCUCGGCGUGGCCGACCGCAUGACGCCCAAGGAGACGAGCCGGCUGGCCGCGCAGAUCCGCCGGCUGUACGGCGCUAACAGGCGGGCCGAGCGGCCCUUCUGGCUUUGCCUGACCGAAUUGGUGCCGGGAUCGCCUAUCCACCGCGAGUGCCUCCGCAUGAACGACGGCUUCUCCGGAUACCUGAUGGAUACAACUCAAGAAAGCUACCUGGAUCUGUUCCCUCUGGAUGCAAUUGUUUAUCUCACUCCUGACUCUGAGAACGUCCUUGAAGAUAUUGAUCCCAAAAAAGUGUACGUCCUCGGAGGCCUGGUGGAUGAAAGUAUACAUAAGAACCUGACCCUGCAAAGGGCACAAGAGCAGUCCUUGCAAACUGCCCGCCUUCCAAUUCGUGAGUACAUGGUAAAAUCCAUGAACUCCAAGAACUACUACUCAGAGACGCUGGCAAUUAAUCAAGUCUUUGAUGUCUUAUCGACUUACUACAAAACCCAAAGUUGGCCAGAUGCUUUGAAAGCUGGAGUUUCUUCUGGAAAAGGCUACGUACUUCCAGACGGAGAGAAAUCAGUGAAAACACCUCAGCAUGACAACGCACAAGAAAACUCUUUAUUUCCUGAAAGUUAAGGAGCUGUGCAAGCAAGAGUAGCAAACUGCAUAUUUCAAGCAGAGGCACCAGUGUGAAUGUGUGCAGAGAAAACAGCUCUGCCUAAAUUUACUUACAUACCGACCUUGGCAAGAGUGACAGGUUCUGCCUCAGCAGCACAGUGCUGGAAAUGACUUAGUACCCUGAACAGAAAACAGAAGCCAGCUGAGCCCUGAGAUCAACAAAGAGUUGGUAGGAUUAUUAUUAUUUUUUUUUUUUUUAAACAGGAUUAAAUAGGAAGAAUUGUAGAGCACACCAGUUAAUAACAGUCCUUCCCAUGGAAAAGGACAGUACUGUUCUAAGUGAGCAGAGGAUGGGAAGCGAUCCAAAGCUAAUAGAGAAACAGUGCCCAGGUGCACCACAUCAUAUUUUCUUCCUACUUGUAUUGAAGACUUGGUGUCUUGCUGUGCUGCUGAAGCGUGUAGUGAAUCCUGUGCAUGCUGGUCACAAUCUAUGUAAAAUAAAGUAUUUAAAUUUC